UAGCGGGUUGCGUAAUUAUGUCAGUCUAUUCUCUCCGGCGACACUUGGCACAGGCGGUUGGGUUAUUUGUGGGCUAGCCGAAAACGUGUUUUUCUUGCAUCGCGCCAUCUGUUUUUACUGCGGGUCAGACUGGACAGCCUUAUCGCCAUUCUAUUAUUCCACCAGUGCGACGAAUAAGAAAACGCCGUAAAUCAAUCCCUCUCCCAAUCGCGUCCAGUCGGCGAGAAACGUCCACCCACUUCACGGCAGUGCCAGACAAGGAGCCUCUCAAUGAUGUCAUCAUAUUAUCAUUCGGGAAAGGAAACAGACAUGGCGACGAUGACCGAGCCGCUCUGCCUAGAAAGAGAUGUGUGCAGGGUGAUAGAGCUGCUGGACCGGCUGCAGAGAAGCGGUGAGCUUCCUCCUCCCAAACUCCAGGCCUUGCAGAGAGUCCUGCAGAGCAAGUUCUGUGCUGCCAUCAGAGAGGUGUAUGAACAGCUCUAUGACACUCUUGACAUAGUGGGAGGGCCUGAGGUUCGUGCCCAGGCAACUGCCAAGGCCACAGUGGCUGCAUUUGCGGCCAGCGAGGGACAUGCCCACCCACGGGUGGUGGAGCUGCCCAAGACAGAGGAGGGCCUGGGAUUCAACAUCAUGGGGGGCAAGGAGCAGAACUCCCCAAUCUACAUCUCCAGGGUCAUCCCUGGGGGAGUGGCAGACCGGCAGGGGGGGCUGAAGAGGGGUGACCAACUGCUCUCCGUCAAUGGAGUGAGUGUGGAGGGGGAGCACCAUGAGAAGGCAGUGGAGCUGCUGAAGGCUGCCCAGGGCUCAGUGAAACUAGUGGUCAGGUACACGCCCAAGGUGCUGGAGGAGAUGGAGGCCCGCUUUGAGAAGAUGAGGAGCGCCAGAAGACGCCAGCAGCACACAAGCUACUCGUGAGGGAACACACAGACACACAAACACACGCACAAACAAGCAAGUCUCUGGAGUCCCGAGGCUAGCCACUCCCACCCUCAGUCAAGCCUGUUGGACCCGCCACCUUAGUUCUGCUCCAAUACGAGGCCAGAUGAUAGAGAAGAAGGAAGAAACCAAAGUAGCCAACUUAGAUCUAUUAUUUAUGUAUGUUUUGUGAAAUGUUCCAAAUUAGGCAUCUAUUAUCCCCCUCCUCUCCCUAAACCUUAUCAGGGGACUGCCUAACCCUAGCUCAUUCUCUAUCCUGUAUGUGAUUUUCUCUCCCAGUGUGAAAACUGCAUCCUAGUGUAUGGCAACCAUGUGUUUAGCGUAAGAACAGAGGAGAGUAAGCAUGGUGGAUGUAAUUUAAAUGCAUAGGUCUAUUUACUUUUCUACUCUAUAGUUGUAUGUAUGUAUGUAUGUAUGUAUGUAUGUAUGUAUGUAUGUAUGUAUGUAUGUAUGGAUGGAUGUAUGGAUGUAUGGAUGUAUGGAUGUAUGGAUGUAUGGAUGGAUGGAUGGAUGGAUGGAUGGAUGGAUGGAUGGAUGGAUGGAUGGAUGGAUGGCACUCGAAAGCAGAGUGCAAUGUUCCUAGCGCUGUACCUCGACAGCAGAAGCUAUCUAAGUACAGUUUAGGUAGGGUUAGCAUUCCAAGGCUUUCAUAUUGACUAUUUGUUAAUUUAUGCACUUAUUUAUUCAUGAAAUAAAGCCGGUGAAGGUUUGAACAGUCA
Coregonus clupeaformis (lake whitefish) is the source of this 1655-nucleotide messenger RNA. Its product is annotated as protein lin-7 homolog B. Gene Ontology annotation, biological process: protein localization to basolateral plasma membrane; maintenance of epithelial cell apical/basal polarity; neurotransmitter secretion. NCBI's taxonomy places the organism in Eukaryota, Metazoa, Chordata, Actinopteri, Salmoniformes, Salmonidae. Gene Ontology annotation, molecular function: L27 domain binding. The record is from RefSeq and is a predicted model, not a curated record. The transcript has 6 exons. Bases 271 to 915 code for a protein of 214 amino acids. Gene Ontology annotation, cellular component: basolateral plasma membrane; cell-cell junction; synapse.